AUGAAAUCCUUCUCCACCAUCCUUGAUGCCCUCAGCCAUCAUGCUACGGAAACUCCAGGCCAGAUCGUCUUUACUUGGGUCGAUAUACACUGCGAAGAGAGAAACAAGAUGACAUUCAAACAGGUCGAAGACCAAUCCAAUGCCGUGGCUGCCCGUCUCCUCAAGCUGGGGUGUGAAAAGGGAGACCGUGUCAUGAUUGCCUAUCCCUUUGGCCUCGAGUUCUUGGCCGGUAUGUUUGGAGCCAUGAAAAUCGGGGUCAUCCCAUGCACCAUCUAUCCACCCAAUCCCAACCAGCUCAAAACAGAUAUGCCAAAGUUCCGCAGAUUUGCGGAGGAUGCUGGAGCCAAGUUUGCACUCUCCACCAAUAUGUUUGCUGCUGGUAUGACUGCUGCUAGUGUCCUUUACAAGACAGGUGUUGCAUGGAUUGGAACUGACAAACUACCAAUCAAGAAGAGCAACCCCAGCAAGCCAAAAAAUUACGAGAUUUUUGUGGGAGAGCCCGAAGAUAUCUGCUUCAUCCAGUACACCUCCGGCAGCACAGGACGUCCCAAGGGAGUCAUGAUCAGCCAUGACAAUUUGUCUGAAACGUGCAAGGCUGGAGUUUCUUUGACUGAUUGUUUGAAACCUGAUGAUGUUGAAGUCCUAUGGGUUCCACAAUACCACGGUAAGUUCUAG
Molecule: messenger RNA, 675 nt
Organism: Seminavis robusta
Lineage: Eukaryota; Bacillariophyta; Bacillariophyceae; Naviculales; Naviculaceae
Source: the annotation of a GenBank genome assembly